GAUAGAAAUUCAAUCAGUGACGUCACGCGCUUCAGUUUUCGGGAUGCGGUGAAAAGUGAUCACAAAUACGGACUAAUCAAAGAAUAUUUUUCUAAUAUUUAUUCUAAAUUGUUAUAUAUUAUUGCAAAUUCGUGCAGAAACAUUUAAUCUUGUAAAAAUGGCUGCUAUCGAUAGAAGUGAUGAGGAGAUCGAUGAAGGAAUGGAAAUCGAAGAAGGGGGCGAAGAGUAUGAUGAUUCAACACAACAAGGUCAGAAUGGCGAGCACACGAGGGUGCCUCAGGAAGAACUGGAUGGUGAUGAAGAAACCGGAGAAAAGAAAGGAAAGAAAAGGAAGAAGAAAGAUGGAAGUGGGAAGAAGAAGAAAAAGAAAAAGAAGCAUCAUCAUGACGAUGAUCCUGGUCCAGAAACAUCAGAAGAUAUAGCUAGGAAGAAUGGGCUUGCAAAUAUUGAACUAGAAUACACGGAUGAGGACUUUGAGGCAUUGACUAACUACAAGUUGUUCAGAGAACACAUCCAGCCAUUGCUUGCUGAACAAAACCCAAAAGUUCCUCAGGCUAAGCUGGUCACACUAAUUGCUGCAAAAUGGCGGGAAUUUGCUGCUGCUGCAGGCCAAUACAAAAAGUCUAAGUUGGGUCUAGUAAGUCCCACAACAGAUGCUCCGCCUACUGACAAAUUAAUGGACACACCCACUUCCAGUGCUGCUAGAGAUUCUGAUGAAGACACUGCAGAAGAUUACUACACUGAAGAGAAAGCUUCUACGGGAAAGAAAAGACGCGGUCGAAAACCUAAGAACGUGGAACGAGAAGAAAUUGAGGAGGAGGAAGAACAAGUUGAAGAAGAAUACAUGGAAGAGAAGCCUACAAAACGUCGCCGAGCAACCAAAAAAUCAAAGAAAGCUCUCGAUGCUAUGGAUGAUGAAGAGUAUGACGAGGAAGAGUUUGUUGAAGAGAAACCGAAAAAGAAGCGUGGACCAAAGAAAAAGAAAGGAGCUGAUUAUGAUGAUGUUGUGGAAGAUGAAGACGAUGAGGAGUCAUUCCAGGAAGGUAGUAAAUCAUCUGGUAAGAAGAAACGUGGGAAGAAGUCUGUGGCUCCUUUAAAAAUUAAACUGUCGACCAAGAAAAAGAGGAGAAAGAAGGGUAGCUCUGAUGAAGGGGAAGGUAAUAACACAAGUGAUGAAGAGUUUGAACGUCAGCUAGAGGAGGCAAGUAUGAUAGCUGAGCAAGAACGUGAAGAGAAACCAAAACGUCAGAAAAAAAGUGCUAAAGGCAAGAAAGGCAAGAAGAGACUUAAAUUGGGAAAAUCAUUUGGCGGGGAUCCUGAUGCAGAUGGCUAUGAGACUGACCAUCAAGAUUACUGUGAAGUUUGUCAACAAGGAGGGGAGAUAAUUCUGUGUGACACGUGCCCACGUGCAUACCAUCUUGUCUGUUUGGAACCAGAAUUGGAAGAGGCCCCUGAGGGGAAAUGGUCGUGUCCUCAUUGUGAGAGUGAAGGGGCCGACACGAAGGAACCGCCAGAGGUUGAGGAUGAUCAUAAUGAGUUUUGUCGUGUUUGUAAAGAUGGCGGUGAACUUAUGUGUUGUGAUACAUGCCCUUCCUCGUACCAUCCACAUUGUCUUAACCCACCUGUUAAAGGUAUUCCAGAUGGGCACUGGAUUUGUCCUAGGUGUUCGUGCCCUCCUAUGAAGGGUAAGGUAGCUAAGGUAUUAACAUGGAGAUGGACGGAGCCACCAACACCACACAAAAAGAUGGAGGAAAUGGAUCACACCCACGAGCAUCAUCUAGAACCCGAUUCUACACCGGAUCACAGACCUGAGAGGGAAUAUUUUGUACGUUUCCAUGGUUUGUCAAUGUGGCAUUGUGACUGGGUGUCGGAACUCCAGCUGGAUGUUUUCCAAACAGCACUGUUACGUAUGUACAUCAGAAAGAAUGAUAUGGACGAGCCCCCGCCUCUUGAAGACGGCUCAAGUUGGGGCGGUAAGGACAGGAAGAAAAAUGAUAAUGAUGAUAAUUUAGAGGAAAGGUUCUAUAAAUACGGUGUUAGACCGGAAUGGCUUCAAAUACACAGAAUUAUAAAUCACAGAAUUGAACGAGGUGUGAACUAUUAUCUAGUAAAGUGGAGAGAUUUGAAUUAUGACAUGGCUACCUGGGAGCCGGAAGAUAGUAAAGUGCCGGAGUUUAAAACAUAUGUGGAGUUCUAUGAUAAUCUAAGACGUAUAAUGUUUGGAGGUGGUGGCGAGGAGAAGAAAAGUAAGCCAGGUAAAAAAGGAAAGAAACGUAAAGAUGAUGACUCUGUGGAUUCUCCACGUCCCCCUGGCAUGCCUCCACAGUAUCCAAUCUCAGAUUUCAAAAAGCAGCUUGCCACUGACCCCGAUUAUAUCCAGGCAACUGGUGGAACCUUACAUCCGUAUCAACUAGAGGGCUUAAACUGGCUCAGAUAUUCCUGGGCUAACGGUACUGACACAAUUCUUGCUGAUGAGAUGGGACUAGGAAAAACUAUACAGACAAUAUCAUUCCUGUCAUCUUUAUAUAAUGAGGGCCAUUGUAAAGGACCUUUCUUAGUAGGAGCACCUUUGUCUACUAUUAUCAACUGGGAGAGAGAGUUUGAGUUCUGGGCCCCCAACUUGUAUGUAGUGACUUACACUGGUGAUAAAGAUUGUAGGGCAGUGAUCAGGGAACAUGAGUUUUCAUUUGAGGAAGGUGCAAUAAGAGGAGGUACGAAGUCCUGGAAGAUGAAACAAGGUAGUCAAGUGAAGUUUCAUGUCCUCCUAACCUCGUACGAGUUAAUUAGUAUAGAUGCUGCUACCCUAGGAUCUAUAGACUGGGCUGUAUUAGUGGUGGAUGAGGCGCAUAGACUGAAAAAUAACCAGUCCAAGUUUUUCCGUAUCCUUAGUAACUACAGACUGGGUUACAAGUUAUUGUUGACUGGUACACCACUUCAGAAUAAUCUUGAAGAGUUGUUUCAUUUGCUCAACUUUAUGUCUCCAGAUAUCUUUAAUGAUCUACAAACGUUCCAGAAUGAAUUUGCAGAUAUUGCCAAGGACGAUCAAGUUAGAAAGUUACAUGAUAUGUUAGGUCCACAUCUUCUACGUCGACUUAAAGCCGACGUGUUGAAGAAUAUGCCUAGUAAAAGUGAGUUCAUAGUUCGCGUUGAACUCAGUCCAAUGCAAAAGAAAUAUUACAAGUACAUUUUAACGAGGAACUUUAGUGCUUUAAACACAAGGGGAGGUAAUCAAGUGUCACUUCUCAACAUAAUGAUGGAUCUGAAGAAAUGCUGUAAUCAUCCUUACCUCUUCCCAACAGCUCAACAGGAAGCUCCUAGAUUACCUAACAAUGCCUAUGAGGGCACAGCGUUGACAAAGUCAUCUGGUAAAUUGAUGUUGUUAUGUAAAAUGUUACGUAAACUGAAGGAGGAUGGGCACAGAGUACUUAUCUUCUCACAGAUGACAAAGAUGUUGGAUAUACUAGAAGACUUUCUGGAGCAUGAAUCAUACAAAUAUGAACGUAUAGAUGGUGCUAUCACAGGCUCAAUGAGACAGGACGCUAUUGAUAGAUUCAACGCACCAGGAGCGGAGCAGUUUUGUUUCCUACUGUCGACAAGAUCAGGAGGCCUGGGUAUAAAUCUUGCUACAGCAGAUACUGUGAUUAUCUACGAUUCAGACUGGAAUCCCCACAACGAUAUACAGGCAUUUAGCAGAGCUCACAGAAUAGGUCAGGCAAAUCGGGUGUUAAUAUAUCGUUUUGUGACGAGAAAUUCCGUGGAGGAACGUAUAACACAAGUAGCGAAGAAGAAGAUGAUGUUACAGCAUCUAGUUGUACGUCCUGGUGUCGGUAAUAAAACUACCUCUAUGUCAAAACAAGAACUCGAUGAUAUCCUCAAGUUUGGAACGGAGGAAUUAUUCAAGGAAGUGGAAGGUGAAGGGGAAGCUGAGGGUGAGGAGAAGAGGAUUGUGUACGAUGAUGAAGCCAUUGCCCAACUCCUUGAUAGAUCUAAAGAGGCACAAGAGGAGAAAGAAGUAGCUAUGAACGAUUACUUUAGUUCAUUUAAGGUGGCCAGCUACGCUGUCAAAGAAGGGGAGUCUGAUUCCCUGACAUAUGGCUUUUUAAACUUUGCCCCUUGUUCACCAAACAUGACCCCCAAACCCGUAGACAGGGAGGAUAUAAAUGCCUUUAAUAUAUAUGUUUACAUAUAUUUCUAUAUUUUAGGUGAGAAUGAAGAUGAUGAUGAUGACGACUUCAAUGAACAGAAAGAAGGAAUGUCAUCACGUAACAAGAGAAAUGAGAGACGAGAGAGAGAUCGUCCAUUACCUCCAUUACUGGCGAGGGUUAACGGGCAGAUAGAGGUGCUCGGUUUUAAUGCUAGACAGAGGAAGGCAUUUCUUAAUGCUGUUAUGAGAUAUGGAAUGCCACCUCAAGAUGCUUUCAACUCACAGUGGCUAGUAAGAGAUUUAAGAGGAAAAACGGAGAAAGUUUUCCGUGCCUAUGUGUCUCUAUUUAUGCGCCAUCUGUGUGAACCAGGGGCAGAUAAUGCUGAAACAUUUGCCGACGGAGUUCCGAGGGAAGGGCUUUCAAGACAGCAUGUGUUAACAAGAAUCGGCAUAAUGUCUCUAGUCAGGAAAAAGGUUCAAGAAUUUGAAGCCAUCAAUGGUGAAAACAGCAUGCCCUAUACAAAGGCAACAGAAGCUGUUGAUAAACUGAAGAAAGAAAAGGAUUCUGCUGCUUCACCUGCUGUUGAGAAAGGGGCAGGUGACAAAGUAGAACCAAAGACAGAGAAAGAGGCGGAGUCAAAAGAGGAGGAGGGAGAUAAAAAAGUAGAGGAGGAGCCAAAAGAAGAAGAUAAAGGUGAUGGCGAUAAGGAUGAAAAAGCAGAAGAAAAAGUUGAGGAAAAGAAAGAAGAACCAGAAAAGAUGGAAACAGAAUCUACAGAAAAGGAAAAUGAGGAAGUUAAAGAGGAAAGUAAAGAAGAUAAAAAGGAAGAUGAAGAGAAAAAAGAAGAAAAUAAGGAAGAGAAGACUGAAGUCAUGGAAACUGAAACUACUGAGGAAAAAAAAGAUGAGGAAAGUGAAGAUAAAGCUAUGGUAGUCGAUACUGAGGAGAAAAAAGAUGAAGAUCAAAAAGAAGAGCAGACAGAGGUGAAGGAAGAAGUUAAAGAGGAAGUGACAGAAGAGAAAAAGGAAGAACAAGGAGAAAAAGGCAGUGAGGAUGAAGCAAAGAAGGAGAAAGCAGAGGAGCAGAAAGAGGAGACUAAAGAUGAUGAAAAGAAAGAAGAAGAAGGUGAAGUGAAAGAAGUGAAGGAAGAAAAGAGUAAAGAUGAAGAGAAGAAAGAAGAAAAAGGAGAAGUAGAGGAAGUGAAGAAGAAGGAAGAAACCAAUCAGAAGUUUAUGUUUAAUAUAGCUGAUGGUGGUUUUACAGAGCUCCAUACUCUCUGGCAGAAUGAACAGAGGGCGUUAGUUAAGGGUCGUGAACAAGAAGUUUGGCAUCGUCGUCAUGACUACUGGUUAUUAGCUGGUCUAGUCACUCAUGGUUACGGUAGAUGGCAGGAUAUACAGAAUGAUGCACGUUUCCAGAUCAUCAAUGAACCCUUCCUAUCAGAACAAGGCAAAGGAAAUUUCCUUGAGAUCAAGAAUAAAUUCCUAGCUAGACGGUUUAAGUUACUGGAACAAGCUCUAGUCAUUGAGGAACAGCUUAGAAGAGCAGCAUAUUUGAAUCUCACGCAGGAUCCUGCUCACCCAGCCAUGGCGCUGAACACUCGCUUUGCUGAGCUAGAAUGUCUGGCAGAGAGUCACCAACAUUUAUCUAAGGAAUCUUUAGCAGGCAAUAAACCAGCUAAUGCAGUCUUACAUAAAGUAUUAAAUCAGUUAGAAGAAUUACUCAGUGACAUGAAACAAGAUGUAAGUCGGUUACCAGCUACUCUGGCUCGAGUACCGCCAGUAAGUCAAAGACUGCAGAUGUCAGAGCGCAGUAUCCUCGGUCGACUUGUUAACCCAGCGCAGCAGGCAGCAGCAGCAGCGGCUACCCCAACACAGAGUACCUCCACUGGUCAAACUAGCAUUGUUCCUUCAACAUCAGGUCAGAAACCACCAGUACAGGCAUCACCAAGUCCAGCUGCUCAUAGAUCACAGCCCCCCACACCAGUUACAUUUGAACAAGGCGUGUUACCUCCUCCCCCAACAUUCUUUGGUCCGAUCCCCGGCCCUGGCGGAGAGGUGCCAGCCUACUGGACAUCGCCAGAGGUUGCUCGUUCACUCGGGCUUGAGAAAUUUGGCUUGCCAUCUGCAUCCUCGCAUCAAUAGUGAUCAUACAAAGAAAAAGGAAGGAAAACAAGAUGGUGAUUGUAUUGUUGUAGAGUGAAGACAUGGUGUAUAAACAUGGAAACGGCCGCCAGAC
Messenger RNA from Ruditapes philippinarum (Manila clam), 6383 nucleotides. Its product is annotated as chromodomain-helicase-DNA-binding protein 5-like. The transcript has 42 exons. The coding region runs from base 158 to 6289 and encodes 2043 amino acids. Lineage: Eukaryota; Metazoa; Mollusca; Bivalvia; Venerida; Veneridae. Gene Ontology annotation, cellular component: chromatin; nucleus. Gene Ontology annotation, molecular function: ATP hydrolysis activity; histone binding; ATP binding. Gene Ontology annotation, biological process: chromatin remodeling; negative regulation of transcription by RNA polymerase II. The record is from RefSeq and is a predicted model, not a curated record.